Molecule: messenger RNA, 1483 nt
Organism: Rhizophagus irregularis DAOM 181602=DAOM 197198
Lineage: Eukaryota; Fungi; Glomeromycota; Glomeromycetes; Glomerales; Glomeraceae
Source: RefSeq, a predicted model, not a curated record
UUUUGAAUUUUUUUUCUUUUUUUUUAGUAGAAUGUGCGAAGAAAAAUUUUGCUUGGGCUUUUCUUUAUUUUUUAUACUGAUAGCAAUUAAUUUUUUUCAGUGGGGACCUAGCGUAGAAGUUGAUUUUGACGAAAUUUUACGCAACACUGAAGAUAUUUUUACUAAUGUACAAUAUGAUGAUUUACCAGCUUACUCAGAACUUAUUGAAAAUCGGAUAGCAGUUACAAAACUUGCAAAUCUUUUGAGCUCAAAUAUUGUCCUGGACAAUUACAAGAAGACUAUUUACGAUGAUCUUAUUCGGUUUGACAGUUAUCUCAAUUUACUCUCGAAGGACCUUGAAACCAUUUAUGAAAAAGGAAAUGAAUUCUUCUUAACGUUUGUAAAAAGUGUAUCCGAAUGGGAAAAGGUUUCAAAAAUGGAUAAGUAUUCUCCCGUAUUGUUUAAUGCAAUGAGAAAUGUGUCGCGCGAUUUAUCUAUGACUAUCUAUAUAGCCCAAAUUAGAGUAGCAGUUAGUGGAAUAUAUGUCCCAUCCAACAAAUCUGAUUCUUCUCAAUGGUUAAAUUAUUUGGAAAUUGACUUGUGGUGUGACAUUUCGAUUAUCAAAGAAUGCAAAUAUGAAUUUUCUCGGGUUAAAAAUAUAGUAAAUAUAGUAACAUACAUCAAUGAAAUUAAUUUGGACAAUAUUUCAAGUCAAAUUUGGCGAUAUUCAAAUUAUCUAGAUUUUAUCACGAAAAAACUAGAGAAAGACAACAUAAUGAUAAAAUCGAAUUUUAGAAUUUCCAACAAGUUGGGAUCCUUAAUUAAUAAAAUUAAAUCCAACCACAACAUAUUUUUGAAGAGUCAAGAUGUUUUCUCAAAAUUCAAUGACAAUAGCUCAGAUACUGCAAAAAAUGUUGAGCCCAAGAUCUUCAAGAGUGAAUUUAUUGGAGAAAAUGAGUGUCGGGCAGAAUUCAUGACUUAUUUUAACAGUCCUCCAGUCAUCCAAGGUGCACCUAAAACACAAUCAUCACCAUCUUUACGAUCUAUUAUUAUUGGUGCCGAUAUGUAUGUUGACUCAUUAACCUUUGAAUGGACCGAUGAUAUAUCAAUUAAAUAUGGUGGAAAUGGUGGUCGUUUAAGCGAAUUUAAAUUGGAAGAAGGUGAAGUAGUGAUGUGGGCCAAUAUUUACGAGUAUACAGGGGGAAAGAUUUGUGGACUUGAAUUUCGUACAAACAAAUGGAAAACUACAGGUAUUUUAGGCUGGUCGAACAAUUUUCCCACGGCUCUUGAAGCGCCACGUGGAUAUGAGAUAGUCGGUUUCUAUGGUAGUUUUGAUAAACAUAUAUGUGGUAUUGGUAUUCUUUAUUCAAAGAUUGAAAUCUAGUAGGAAUUUUUUUGAAAGUUAAAAAAAUUACAAGCAAGAGGAAUAUUUAAUAGCCUCAUAUGGUUUAUUCAAAAUAUCCAGAAAUAUUCAUUUCUCUUUUAUAAACUUCUAGGAUUCGUG